AUGAGAAGGUCUCCAAAUUCCCUCGUUUUCAUUUGUUUCACUAUUUUCUCCCAUGCCUUGGUAGCCAGAGCAGACAAUCCUCUGGCACCAGCAUUGUACGUGUUUGGAGACUCUCUACUUGACAGUGGCAACAAUAAUUUUCUACCAACAAUUGCCAAAGCGAAUUACCUGCCAUAUGGGGUAGACUUUGCCGGUGGCGUCACGGGGAGAUUCACCAAUGGCAAAACAGUCGCAGAUUACAUUGCUGAACAACUUGGGCUACCAUACGCUCCUCCAUCCAUGAGCCUGUUAAAGUCUGGUACUAUAACUGGCCGGAAUUAUGCGUCUGGAUCAUGUGGCAUUCUCCCAUUGACUGGAAGCGAAUUCGGUAAGUGCCUCAACCUAGAUGAUCAGAUCAACUUGUUCCAAAAGACUAUAGAGAUGGAGCUGCAACCACACUUGGGCAGCUCCAAAGACCUUUCAGACUACCUUUCCAAUUCCAUCUUUGUUAUCAAUAUUGGAAACAAUGACUACGGCGGCUACCUUGUAUCUUAUGUUUCUAAAACCAAUUUAAUGUACACUCCUCAAGCAUUUGCUCAACUACUCAAAGACGGACUUUCUCAACGCUUGGAGACUCUUUACAAGUUGGGGGCCAGGAAGUUUCUAGUGUUCGAGAUUGCUCCGAUUGGGUGCAUGCCAAUAUUUACAAGAAUAGUACCACACGAAGGACCGUGUGUUGAAGAACUAAAUCAGGUUGUAUCAGUUUUCAAUGAUGGGCUUCCUGCAAUGCUGAAACAAUUGACUACUUCGCUCCAAGGCUCCACCUUUGCAGUGGGAUAUGGUUCGAAGCUUGGACAUGAUAUGAUCACAAAUCCUUCAAAAUAUGGGCUAGGAGAUACAACAGACCCAUGCUGCAUUGCGGCGAACAAUGGAGCUUGGACCUGCAUUCCAGGUUUCGUUUCGUGCUCCGACAGUGGCAAACAUGCCUUCUGGGAUGGUAUGCACCUCACUGAAGCUAUAUAUUCAACCACCGGCACCCGUUGCUUUAAUGAUUCUUCUGUCUGCUCUCCAACCAUCCAGCAGCUCGUACAAGUUUGA
Nelumbo nucifera (sacred lotus) is the source of this 1077-nucleotide messenger RNA. Its product is annotated as GDSL esterase/lipase 7-like. Gene Ontology annotation, molecular function: hydrolase activity, acting on ester bonds. Lineage: Eukaryota; Viridiplantae; Streptophyta; Magnoliopsida; Proteales; Nelumbonaceae. The record is from RefSeq and is a predicted model, not a curated record.